AUGAACCAUGUAUGUCUGGGAACCCUAAUCAUUCUGCUCCACCUUUUUGUAAGGUGCACAUGUUACCAAAUGAUAUAUGUAGCUUUCCUUGAAGAGAAAAAUGACUCGAGCGAGGUGAAUAACCUUUCGUGCUCCUGGCGAUACUACUGCCAAGAGGAAUUUCAUUUUUGUGAAUACGGCUGUAGUUCCAAGAAAAAUCUGAAGGCAGGAUACAACCUGCUUAACACCACCAAUCUGAGAGAAAAUUGCUUCAUCAAUGUGGAGUGCGAGAAUCACCAGAUUUACUUCGACACCGAGGAUCCAGUGCACUUUCUCUUUUUCGCCAAGCCGUUCUUCCGCAUCAACCGGGAUUUUACCCUGUAUGUGCACUUGGCCCAGGGAACCAACGGAGCAGAAGAAAGUGCGCACCAUGGGAAUGAAGGAACGGGGACCAGCAUCUGGCGAGGGCUGCGCCUCACCUGGGAAAAAAUAAAUCAGUGGAGACGAUCUAUAUCGAAGAAACAUAAAAGGAGUUUAAUCAAGUUGUUAAUAUGCCUCAUUUUAAUUCAUAUGAUUUUUUUUUAUCUUUAUAUAUACACGUACUUGUACUUGGACAAGGACGAGGAGGUGUAG
This is a messenger RNA of Plasmodium fragile, 612 nucleotides long. RefSeq lists its product as uncharacterized. The record is from RefSeq and is a predicted model, not a curated record. The transcript is spliced from 3 exons. NCBI's taxonomy places the organism in Eukaryota, Apicomplexa, Aconoidasida, Haemosporida, Plasmodiidae. Bases 1 to 612 code for a protein of 203 amino acids.